AUGGUUCGUGAGGCGACGAAAACCAAUCGAUACGAUGACAGCGGAAAUCUCAAGUUCUUCCCCGAGGACCGGUGUCCAGUGGGCGGUCCCUGUGUCGCCUCGAUGUUCUUCGGGUUAGGCAUGAUGCUCGUCAUGGGCACUGUGCAAACCGCUAUCAUGGAGUUCACUCCCAAGAAGACAUCUAGUGGUAUUGCUGUAGCAAACUUUGUGCGAAAUCUCCUCGCAUGUACGGAUGCCGUCGUCACUCAACCCAUGCUCGAUGGUAUCGGCAACGGAUGGAUGUGCACUUUGAUUGGUCUGGUCGCGUUUGUCACAGGUAUUUCGGCCAUUCUUUCUCUUUCUCUCCGUUUCUGGGGGCCCCCGUGGCGGGUGCUUAUGGACCGGAAGUUGAAUGCAUUGAAGUCGUAA
Molecule: messenger RNA, 408 nt
Organism: Penicillium crustosum
Lineage: Eukaryota; Fungi; Ascomycota; Eurotiomycetes; Eurotiales; Aspergillaceae
Product: Major facilitator superfamily domain general substrate transporter
Exons: 2
Coding region: 1-408 (135 amino acids)
Biological process (GO): transmembrane transport; intracellular polyamine homeostasis
Molecular function (GO): polyamine transmembrane transporter activity
Source: RefSeq, a predicted model, not a curated record